This is a messenger RNA of Trachymyrmex septentrionalis, 1512 nucleotides long. It is a transcript of the gene nmo, whose product is annotated as serine/threonine-protein kinase NLK. Gene Ontology annotation, molecular function: MAP kinase activity; ATP binding. NCBI's taxonomy places the organism in Eukaryota, Metazoa, Arthropoda, Insecta, Hymenoptera, Formicidae. Gene Ontology annotation, cellular component: nucleus; cytoplasm. Bases 1 to 1140 code for a protein of 379 amino acids. The transcript is spliced from 10 exons. Gene Ontology annotation, biological process: intracellular signal transduction; protein phosphorylation. The record is from RefSeq and is a predicted model, not a curated record.
AUGAUUCCCAAGGCUGUCACGGAUCCGAGGGAUGGUAGGAGAGUAGCCUUAAAAAAACUGCCGAAUGUCUUUCAAAGUCUUGUAAGCAGCAAGCGAGUCUUCAGGGAGCUGAAAAUGCUUUGCUUCUUCAAACACGAUAACGUCCUUUCCGCGCUGGAUAUCCUUCAGCCGCCGCAUCUGGACUUCUUCCAAGAGAUAUACGUGAUCACCGAGCUGCUCCAGAGCGACUUGCACAAGAUCAUCGUGAGCCCACAGCAUCUCAGCCCGGACCACAUCAAGGUCUUCCUUUAUCAGAUCCUACGAGGCCUCAAGUACCUUCACUCGGCCCGAAUUCUCCACAGGGACAUCAAACCUGGAAAUCUCUUAGUGAACAGCAAUUGCGUACUAAAAAUCUGUGAUUUUGGAUUGGCCCGGGUGGCGGAACCCGACCAGAACGUUCACAUGACCCAGGAAGUGGUGACACAGUAUUAUCGCGCGCCGGAAAUCCUGAUGGGCGCGCGACACUACACCGCUGCGGUGGACGUGUGGAGUGUCGGCUGCAUCUUCGGCGAGCUUUUGCGCCGACGGAUCCUCUUCCAGGCCCAAAGCCCUGUGCAACAGCUCGAAUUAAUCACGGAGCUGCUGGGUUCGCCCACUCUUGAGGAGAUGAGGUAUGCGUGCGAGGGCGCGAAGUCUCACAUGCUAAGAAGGGCGCAGAAGCCGCCGUCGCUCGCGACCCUGUAUAAUCUUAGCAGCCAAGCGACGCACGAGGCCGUCCACUUGCUCUGCCAGAUGCUAGUCUUCGAUCCCGACAAGAGGAUCACCGUGGUGGACGCCCUGGCGCAUCCUUAUCUGGAUGAGGGACGGCUUCGAUAUCAUUCGUGCAUGUGCACAUGCUGUUAUACGACGAGCGCCGGUUUGAGACAGUACAGGGUGGAUUUCGAGCCUUCGGCCGCCCAUCCGUUCGACGAUCUCUGGGAGCGAAAGCUCACGAGCGUGCAGCAAGUGAAAGAGGAGAUGCACAAAUUUAUAGCGGAGCAGCUGAACACGUCGCGAGUGCCGCUCUGCAUUAAUCCGCAGUCCGCGGCAUUCAAGAGCUUCGCGAGCUCCACGGUGGCUCACCCCUCGGAAUUGCCACCCUCUCCACACCAGUGGGAAUAAAAAGUCUUCCCCGUUCCCGUUCCCGAGAUAGACCGUCGGACUCGAGGGUGACGACUCCGCGUCGCUCUCCAAGAAGAAAGGAGAAUCUUCGUCGACCGGAAGAUAGUAAGUCACUGAUAAUAAGAAGAAAGAAAAGGAGGAUAAAGAAGAAGGAAAACGGGGAACUAGAAGCUACGGAGAGAAGAGCCAAGAGAGACAAUAGACUGCCGCACACUAUAGCCUCAAUUUUCGACUAGCUGAUACAUAUACAUGCAUGGGAUAUAUCGCGAGGGAUGCGUAGAAAAGUAGUAGGAACGUUCGAAGAAUUUGAAGUUUCUUUUAAUUUAUCUCAGAAAUGCAUCUUUUAAUUUCACAAAAAAUUAUUCAAUUUAU